Molecule: messenger RNA, 438 nt
Organism: Spodoptera exigua (beet armyworm)
Lineage: Eukaryota; Metazoa; Arthropoda; Insecta; Lepidoptera; Noctuidae
Source: the annotation of a GenBank genome assembly
AUGAUUCACAGAAUAAGCCAAAAAGUUUUAAUUCCAGGUAUUUCACUAACCGAAGCGUACUCAGUCAAGGUCUCGGGUAAAGUGGAACUGGGCAGCCGACUGUCGAAGGUAUUCAAAGACUUGUACCAACAACUGGUAGAGGAAGAUGUUAACCCGAAAGACCCGAACAGCGAUGAAGCUGGAUCUAAAAUUCCUGCCAUGAGCGUAGGCAACAUCGAAAAUUCUGAUAGCUGUGAAGAUUCAAGCUCAUAUGUAGAUGAAAUGAAAAAAAUCAAAAAACGGAAGAAACAAAAACACCAUAAUAUGCACGAGUCUCACAGCGCCCAGGACAAAACUUUGAAGAGCGGUUUGGAGGAACUACAUCUAUACGGUUACCACAAGUCCCCGAAUAAAGUCGAUAAUGAUCGUGGCAAGCCUUUGAAUAAUGUACACAUAUAA